Messenger RNA from Puntigrus tetrazona (Sumatra barb), 1138 nucleotides. RefSeq lists its product as uncharacterized. The record is from RefSeq and is a predicted model, not a curated record. The transcript is spliced from 5 exons. Bases 8 to 1138 code for a protein of 376 amino acids. NCBI's taxonomy places the organism in Eukaryota, Metazoa, Chordata, Actinopteri, Cypriniformes, Cyprinidae.
CAAAAAAAUGCAGUGGUAUUAUAAUGGCACUCGCAUUGCUCGAAUCACUGGAGAUCCCAAUAAGACCUGCACAGAUGUUCAGUGUAUGGAAAGAAAUCGGAGAUUCAGAGGCAGACUGUAUCUGGAUCACCAGACUGGAUCUCUGACCAUCAGAAACAUCACAAGCACAGACUCUGGAGAAUAUAAACUACAGAUCAUCAUCCCCAGCAUCAGCAGCACUGACAAGAUCUUCAAUGUCAUCAUUAAUGGUCAUUCUGCUGCUGAAAGAGAGGAAAUGAGGAGAAAGUCGGUUAAGGAGGGGGGAUCCGUUACUUUGGAUCCUGGUGUGAUAAAAACCCCUAACGAUUUGAUGAGGUGGCAUUUUAAUGACAUUCCCGUCAAUGAAAUCCCUGGAUAUCUGAGUAGGAGCUGUGCAGAUGUUCAGUGUAAAGAUGCUGAUGAGAGAUUGAGAGACAGACUGGAGGUGAAUCAGACCGGAUCUCUGACCAUCACGAACACCAGAACCACAGACUCUGGACUCUACAAACUACAGAUCAACGGCAGCGGAUUCAGCAUCAUGAGGACAUUCAGUGUUAAUGUCACUGCUGUUCCAGAUUCAGGUCAGUCUACAGUUGUUGUAGCAGGAAUAUGUGCAGGUGUUGGUCUGCUGGUGUGUGCAGCUGCUGCUGCUGCUGUGAUUUGCUAUUGCCGCAGACAAAAUAAAGGCAACAGGAAGCAGCACAAUGGUAUAGAAUUGACAUCCCAUAAUUGCAGUAACCCUAAUUCGGACAUUAUUGACAGGACAACUCCUAAUCAAAAUGACCCUCAGGACACUACUGAUGGGACGUCCCAUCCUGAGAAAGCCCCAUUAAUGGAAGCCAUAAAAGGAAUAUCCCCUAGUCUCAAUGGCCUUCAGUUUAAGGACACUACCGAUGGGGCGUCCCUACACAAACUGACCUUGAUUGAAGUUGAAGGACACUACCGAUGGGGCGUCCCUACACAAACUGACACUCAGUUGAAGGACACUACCGAUGGGGCGUCCCUACACAAACUGACCUCAGUUGGAGGACACUACCGAUGGGGCGUCCCCACACAAACUGACCCUCAGUUGGAGGACACUACCGAUGGGACGUCCCUACACAAACUGACCUUCGGUUGA